Molecule: messenger RNA, 2117 nt
Organism: Papaver somniferum (opium poppy)
Lineage: Eukaryota; Viridiplantae; Streptophyta; Magnoliopsida; Ranunculales; Papaveraceae
Product: pentatricopeptide repeat-containing protein At3g22470, mitochondrial-like
Exons: 1
Coding region: 68-1954 (628 amino acids)
Molecular function (GO): protein binding
Source: RefSeq, a predicted model, not a curated record
AAAAGGACCCCUCCCUCAGUUUACUCAGUUUGUACAGUUUCUCUCUCUCUCAAACAAAAUCAUAAAAAUGAUUUUAAAUGGAAGAUUACUGCAUCUUCAUACGAGUGUCCUCCAAAUUUGUUAUCGUUUUAAUCAGUCAUUUCAGCAACAUGAUUAUGAAAUAUUUGUGAGGAAUUAUUAUGGUGCAGGCACUCAGAUAUCACAACUAGAGAGCUUUGUGAGGGAUGAGUGCAAGUCAGGAAGGAUUAAGAAGCUUGAUGAUGGUUUGAAAUACUUUGAUCAAUUGAUUUCUCAAAGGCCAUUACCAUCUAAUGCUACAUUCUGUCAUGUAUUGGGUUCAUUAUCCAAAAUCAAAUGUCACUCAGAUGUCAUUUUGUUGCAUAAAAAGAUGAGUUUGGUUGGGGUACAACCUGAUAUUUUUACAUUCACUAUUUUGAUAAAUUGCUGCUGUAAAUUAGGAAAAGUUGAUCAUGGGUUCUGUUUUCUUGGAGAGAUUAUUAAGAGAGGUUAUCAUCCUGAUACUAUCACUUUCACUACACUCAUGAAAGGGUUGUGUCUACAAGGGAAGAUUGAUUAUGCAAUCAAAGUGUUCGACAGAAUGACUAAGAUGGGUAUUCAACCUAAUGCUAUUACAUGUAAUACUCUUAUACAUGGGCUGUGUAUAACUGGUCAACUGGGUCGAGCUCUUCAGUUAAAAAACAACAUGUCAAAAUGGAAUAUUAAUUGCAGACCAGAUGUUGUUUCAUAUAAUGCCAUUAUAGAUACUCUUUGUAAAGGAGGUUUACUUGAUCAAGCUAUGGUUCUAUUCUCUGAAAUGCUUCACGAUUCCAAUGUUGUACCCAAUGUAGUUGCUUACAAUAUUUUGAUUAAUGGGUUUGGAAAUUCAGGCCGGCUAAAGGAGGCGAAGAGACUCUUUGACGAGAUGGUUAGUAGAAGAAUCUCCGCAGAUGUAACGACUUAUACUUCUUUGAUUCACAGUCAUUGUGUACACGGUCAACAGGAGGAAGCAAGAAGAUAUUUUGAUGAAAUGAUGGAUCGAGGGAUUUCACCCAAUACAGUAACUUUUAGUGUCUUAAUAGAUUCACAUUGUAAAGAUGGGAUGACGGAAGAUGCUUGGGGGUUAUUCAAAUUGAUGGAAAAGAUAAACAUAAAACCGAAUCUGAUUACUUAUAAUUCAAUGAUGGAUGGUCUGUGUUUAGUAGGUCGGUUGCCAGAUGCGGUGAAACUAUUUGACUCGAUGGUGGAUAAGGGUCUUGAACCGGAUGAUUUUAGUUGGAGUAUAUUAAUCGACGGGUACUGCAAGAAUCGUAAGUUGGAUGGAGCUAUGCAGCUAUUUAAGAAAAUGAAACAAAAUGGAUUGAAACCCACAACAGUUACCUACACUAUACUAUUAAGAGGACUAUACCAGGAUGGAAGAAUUAAGACUGCUCAGAAGUUUUUCAAUGAGAUGCAAUCUUUUGGUCUAUCUCCAAAUGAAGUUACUUACGGUACAUUUUUGGAUGGUCUCUGCAAGAAUGGCAAAAUUGUGGAGGCAAUAGAAUUGUUUGAAUCAAUGGAGGGUACUGGUAUCUUACCUAAUAUAGAAAUGCACAGUAUUCUUAUUCAUGGAUUUUGCCAGGCUGGCAAAUUGGAAGACGCCAAGAAACUGUUUAAUGAGAUUCCAAAAAAGGGAUUAGAUCCUGAUGUAGUAACGUAUACCACCAUGAUAAAUGGCUUAUUUGACAACAGGAUGUUCUUGGAGGCUAACGAAUUAAUCAUCGAAAUGGAAGAGAAGGGUUGUUCACCAAAUGUUAUAACAUAUAAUACCAUCAUUAAUGGUUUUCUUACAGCAAAGGAGACAGACAAGGCCUUGCAAUUUCUUAUCAGGAUGCGUGAAAGAGAAUUUGUACCGAGAGAUUCUGUUGUUUCUUUGUUAACAAAUACUCUCUCAGCAGAUGAGCUAAAAAAUUUGUAGUUUCUUUUUUUCACGAAACCUCGUAGUUGUUGUGGUAGCAUGGAUCAUCCUAAUAAUUAUUAAUGUAUCUGGAUGAAUAUAUGGUUUCCUUUGGGGUAUUUGCUUCUCCUUUCCGUUAAAUUCAAUCAGGUACUAAUGUCUGAAAGUUGUAAUGAAAUUUCUC